UAGGUACUUGUACGAAAUGAUAAUUAAUCAAACGCAUGCGCACUAAUUUUUGUAGACGCCAUAUUUUUUAACGAAAAAGAUGCCUGCAGCCGAGGCAGAUCGACCUGGUAAAGUGUUUGUUGGGGGACUGGCAAGCGACAUUGACGAAGCUGUACUAGAAAAGUAUUUCAGUCAUUAUGGAAGACUCACAGAAGUCAUAGUAAAGCGAGAUAAAAAUACACAACAAACACGAGGAUAUGCAUUUAUAACAUUUGAAAACCCAUAUGAUGCCGAAGAUGCCAUUAAAGAAAUGGAUAAAAAGGAAAUACAUGGCAGACAGAUUUAUGUUGAACAAGCUGUUAAACCCCGACAUGAAACACAGAACCUAAGGCCCCCACCUAGGGGAGGUGGAUUUAGAGGGGCACCUCGUGGAAGUAGAGGGGGUGGGAGAGGAGGAGGGGGAAGUCGAGGAGGACCCAGAGGGAGAAUGGGUGAUGGACACAUGGACAGAAGUAGAUCACCAAUACGACAGAGACCAGAUAGGGGAAGACCAGACAGGGAUUUUAGCAGGUCAGACAGAGGAGGGAGAGAUGGUUUUGAUGGUCCACAAAGGCGCGAUCUGAUCGAUGAGUUUGAGCAUAGGCAAAUGUUAGAUGAAGAAAAGCCUUGGAUCACUCCUGAAUUAUUAGUUCUUGUCAGGCAAAAAGACGAAAUGCAAGAAUGGGCAAAUAAAUGUCCAUCUUUGGUAGCAGAAUAUAGAAAGUUUCGUAAUCAUGUUAGAAUGAAAGUAAGAAAAGCAAAAAUUCAGUAUGAGGAUCCAACAGGUGAGAAAAGGGAAGCUGAAUUUAAUAUGAGAAUGCUGAAGAAAGGAUUGACACCUGAAGAAAUAGAGAAAAGAAAAGCGGCACCGAGACCAGAAACACACCAUGGUGGGAAAAAAUAUACACCUCCUGUUAUAUACCCGGGGAAUUUAUCAGGGGCAGCAUCGAUGAAGUUAAAUGAUGCGUCAGAAACUGUCUCUGUAACAAGAGACCCUGAAGUAUUUCAGCAAAAGUCAAAGUUUGUUAAUCUUUUAUCUAAACAGAGCAAAACUGUCUAUGAAUCCUUUCAAAAGACACAUGUUACACAAUCAAACUGGUCAGAAGAUCAAGAUGAAGGUUUUAGUCAGGGAUAUGGUGGAGGAGAUAAAGCCCCAAAUCCUCAAUUACCUAGUGCUUCAUUCUCUAAGGUUCCAAAUAGCAACUUUGUGCAACCUGUAGGGUAUCCACAAACACAAGGCUAUUCUCAAGGCAAUGCUAAAUUUAACUUACAAAUACCUCCACCGGGCUGGUCAACCAAUGUUAAUAAGCAGAACCAGGCGGUAACCUCUGGAAUUUAUCAAGGUUAUGCUACGGCUAGUUAUGCCUCCACAACAACCAACACUGAUAACUCUAAAGCAUUCAAUCAAAGUUCCAGUGAAACAACUCCAAACCCAUGGGCUCAAGCCAUGUCAGAUUAUUGGAAUCAAUCAGCACAGGCUUCAAGUUUUGGAAAAUGCCACGGGGCAAGUUUUGCUUCAACCAAUGCAAGCCAGAUUCAGCCUUCAGCAAGUUUUACUCAGUCCUCUGUAAAUCAAAUGCAGCCAUUUGCAAGUCAAACAAUGUCGUCUCCUUAUCAGCACUAUUCGAAUCUACCUACACAAUCUUCAGCUCAACAGACUGCAGGUCAGACAUAUCCAAAUAGCCUCCAAAGUCAAAAAACUGAAAGCCAAUCUAAAGCUGAUGUACAGUCAUCUGAACAUCCAAAACAAAUUCUGAAUCGUCUCAGUCAAAUAGCUUAUGGAACUCAGUCUUAUGGACACCAAGAGUCAACAGAGGUCCCCCUCAAAACAGCUAUAAAACAGACCUCAACACAAAUACCACAAAAACCAAAACAACAAGCAUCUAGUGCAAAAUUGAGCAAGCUUAUCAAACCACCAGUACAGUAUUUUAAAGGUGUGGCAAAGAACAAGAACAAAAUCCAAAUAAAAAUCAAUCAAAAUACCUUAGGGAUUGAAGCACAAGCCAAGAAAGAUACUGAUGCUGCAAGUACCAAAGUUACAACUGAAGUCACAAGUACCAAAAUUACAACUGAAGUUAAGAUUACCAAAAUUGCAACAGAAGUUAUUGAAAACCACGAGGAAGAAAAUGAAAACCAAGAGGAAGAAAUUGAUGAUGGCAUUUCUAGAUCCAAUGAUAAGGAAAACCCAUGGCAACAGGCAAUAGAGGAUUUCUGGAAGAAUCUAUCUCAAGGGACAUCCUCAGUGGAUCCAAACCAAGGAGACAAUGCCAAAAAUGAUAAGGAAGAUAAAAAUAAAUUAGAAGAUAAUUCCAUGAACAUUACUUUACCAAAAGAACCCAAAUCAAGUACAAUUAACCAAAGUCUCAUUGAAUCACAGAAAAAUGUUUUAGCAAAAGUUAUUAGUAGUAAAACUUUAAAAGACAAAAAUUGGUCUGAAAGUCAAGAAGCCUGUGAUAAAGACAUUGAGCAAUUGGAUUUAAAUGUUGAUAAUCCGAAUUAUUAUCCCCAUCCUGCUACUGUUUCCCCACCUAGAGAUUUAAAUAUGGGUGACAAUGAUGGGAUGUCUUUAAAUGCACCAAAUCCUGGCCCAUGUGACCAAGAUUUUGGAGGGGAUCGUUACGGUGGAAUGGAUCGUGGUGCACCACCCAGAUCUCGGGAUCCACCCAUGUCUCGUGGAAGAGACUACUCCCCCAGUUCUAGAGACUUCGGUAGAGGAAGUGCUCCGGACAGGAUGAGCAGGGGGUCAGCCAGAGACUUCCAAUCCUCCCGCUAUGACCCUCCACCACGAGAUUUCUCCCCUCCUCCCAGGGAUUUUCAUUCCUCCAGAGACAUGAUCAUUGAAAGAGGACCCACAUCAAGAGAUAGGAUGUCAACAAGAGAUUACGGGUCUCCACAAAACACUCGAGACUUUGGAGGGAGCAUGUCUAGAGGUGGUUCCUCCAUGUAUGCGGGGUCACGUGACCAGGGUAUGGGCAGUAGAGAGGUCUAUGUUGGAGGAAGAGACAGAGAUCUUCCAUCAUCUAGAGAUUACAUGACAUCAAGAGAAUUCAGCAGUCGUGGAGGAUCUUCAAGAGGAGGGCUGUCCAGAGGGGGUGGGGACUUUGACAGAGGCCAGCCAUUGGACGAUUCAUACAGAGAUUCUGGGAGAGGAGGACCCCUCAGCCGUGGUCCACCAAGCCGAGGUUUCAGCAGCAUGGGCUCUCAGAGAGACAGUGGACGUCCUUCACACGAUAUGUACGAAUCGUCAAACAGAGGCCAGUCUCGUGGCGGUCCGCCCUCCAACCGAGGCCCGCCUUCCCGAGGACCACCCCCUAGAGGGGUACCCUCUCGCGGACCCCCUCCCAGGGAUGACAGGGACAGAGGAGGUUAUUCCACUGGGCAGAGACGCCCUUCAAACAUGGAUUCCAGAGGAGGAGGACCCCCCAUGAAGCGAGCCAGACCUAGUGGCAUGUCCUCCCGCGGAUCUAUGCGGCGAUAAGCAUUUUGUAUUCAAUUACAUUUUCUUUGGAAGAAAAUGUUGUUUUUUUUCGAGAUAUAGAAAAA
Magallana angulata is the source of this 3561-nucleotide messenger RNA. Its product is annotated as RNA-binding motif protein, X chromosome-like. Gene Ontology annotation, cellular component: spliceosomal complex. NCBI's taxonomy places the organism in Eukaryota, Metazoa, Mollusca, Bivalvia, Ostreida, Ostreidae. The transcript has 11 exons. The record is from RefSeq and is a predicted model, not a curated record. Gene Ontology annotation, biological process: positive regulation of mRNA splicing, via spliceosome. The coding region runs from base 80 to 3496 and encodes 1138 amino acids. Gene Ontology annotation, molecular function: RNA binding.